This is a messenger RNA of Drosophila innubila, 1024 nucleotides long. RefSeq lists its product as uncharacterized. The record is from RefSeq and is a predicted model, not a curated record. The coding region runs from base 115 to 993 and encodes 292 amino acids. The transcript is spliced from 2 exons. NCBI's taxonomy places the organism in Eukaryota, Metazoa, Arthropoda, Insecta, Diptera, Drosophilidae.
GCAACGCUCCAAAUUAUUUCCAUAUCAACCGUGUAGAUUCUUUGAAAUUUUCGUUGCUAUUAUUUAUUCGUAUAUAUUUUAUUAAAAGAUUCUUGGAUUUAAUUUGUUGAAAUCAUGGAUGAGUUUGGUUGCUUUGAUGCCAAGAUGCCGGCUGGUCCAAGAGUGCCGGAUUGGCGUACAUCAACCUAUCGAGGACAUCGUCACAUUACGGACACACGACUGGGCAACAAACUUAGUGCUCCAGUUGAGUGUACCAAUAAGGGAAUCUAUGUCCGCGAUAAGUUGAUGCACGAUAAACAGCUCUCUGAAGUUGCUGACAACUAUACAUGGAAGUACUGUGAUCCGCAUAUUUUAAGAAAUCCCUCGCUUAACAUGAAGACUCAGUUUAUGAAGCGCUUCGAGGAGGGCAACCUGCGUUUUGUGAAGCGUAAGAUCAAGCCAAUGACCAGCGUUAGUCAGGACACGUAUACGUACACGGAGCUGCCAUUUGAAGCUGAUCCGCUGCCCAUACAAAUGCCCACACCGGUUGAGGCAACCAAACUUGUGAUAGAUCGCUCAAAGGUCGGUUAUACCAAGUAUCUGGAUCCGGGAGCCACUACAUACAAUCUAUCCUAUGUGCACAUGUCGCCGCAAGAUCUCCAAGCAAGCGUUGCGGUCCACGACAACAUUACUUUUUGGAACUGGUCUCAGCAUUCACCUGCUGUCGUGCCUAUUGCUCGUGAGCCGGACGAAAUCAUGUGCGAUGAAUCAUCGGCUGCGGAGUGCACCAAGCGUCGCUUGGAAUAUCAGUGUCAGAUCAAACGUGUUCCACAUACUGGUCUCGUGACUGAGGUACAAGCGAACUACCUCGAUCCCAAGCUUAACAAGGAAUACAUCGAAUAUAAUACGACCGAUGUGAAGCCUCUUUUAAUCCAUGAGCCUGUGACACCCUUUGCCACCCUCAGCGAAUAUGACGUCUAUGGAUCUGGACAACCAGUUAUUAAAUAUGUUUAGAAGUUUAAAGAUUAAGGACUAGCAAUUCAAA